AUGCCAAGACGGGUGCGGGUUCGAGCGGCGAGUGCCCGUGGCCCCGGGCCGCCUUUCGCCGGUACGAGAGCGGCACCUGGUGGUGAAAGUGGACGCUUGACGGAUCACCGCCAUCCGCCUCCGAGCGGCAGGCGCGCUCACCUGAUUUCACUGGCCUUCGCUGCCCCAGGUUCGAAGCCGACGGGGAACUGUUUCGAGAACUCG
Molecule: messenger RNA, 204 nt
Organism: Iphiclides podalirius (scarce swallowtail)
Lineage: Eukaryota; Metazoa; Arthropoda; Insecta; Lepidoptera; Papilionidae
Source: the annotation of a GenBank genome assembly